UUAUUUAAGUUCUCUCUCAACUCCACCAUCUUCACCAUUUUUCUCACUUUUUUGCCCUUUUGGUUUCACCCUCACUGACCAAUGGGACAAAAAUCGAGAAACAACCGUCUCUUUCACUCCUCCAUUAUUCUUCUCCUAGUUUCUCUCUCCGCCGCUUUAUCCUCUCCUUUCCAGCUCCAAACCCUACUCCCUCGCCCUCUCCCUUCAGCACCCACCCUCUCAUGGCACGACUCCGAACCCGAAUCUAAUUCCCUUGAAGAAACCUCCCAGCUCGACCCUCUUAGUUCCAACACCACAUUGGAAGUGCAGCUGGAAUUGCACCAUGUAGACGCUUUAUCUUCGGAAGAUACUCCGGAGCUACUCUUCGACUUACGACUCCAACGGGACGCGCUGCGGUCUGGAACUAUAUACUCUCUUGUCUCCAAAGCUGUUGCGCGGAACCCACCACGCGCCGCCGGUAGGCGUUCUGGGUUCAGUAGUUCUAUUAUUUCUGGACUCGCUCAAGGUAGUGGAGAGUACUUCACGCGCCUAGGUGUGGGUACUCCUGCGAGGAAUCUUUAUAUGGUGCUUGACACUGGUAGCGACGUGGUUUGGGUCCAGUGUUCACCUUGCAAGAGUUGCUACUCUCAAUCUGACCCAAUUUUUGACCCGACUAAAUCAGCUUCUUUCUCAGGUAUUCCUUGUAGAUCCCCACUUUGCCGUAGCUUAGAUUCAUCGGGAUGUAAUCAACGCCGGAUGUGUCUUUAUCAAGUAUCCUACGGCGACGGUUCUGUUACUUUCGGCGACUUCUCCACUGAAACACUGACGUUUAGAAGAACCUCGGUGGGACGCGUGGCACUCGGUUGCGGUCACGACAAUGAAGGCUUGUUUGUUGGUGCGGCAGGUUUAUUAGGUCUUGGUAGAGGGAUAUUAUCGUUCCCCUCCCAAACUGGUAGCCGGUUCAACCGGAAGUUCUCUUACUGUUUGGUCGACCGAUCGGCUUCGUCUAAACCAUCCUCCCUGGUUUUCGGUGAUGCCGCCAUUCCUCGAGGUGCUCUGUUCACUCCCUUAUUAACAAACCCAAAGCUCGACACUUUCUACUACAUUGAACUGCUCGGGAUCAGCGUCGGUGGUACACGUGUCCCCAAGAUCUCACCUUCCUUGUUCAAAAUGGAUCAAGACGGUAACGGAGGGGUCAUUAUCGACUCAGGCACGUCCGUAACUCGCUUGACUCAACCCGCUUACACGGCAACGAGGGAUGCAUUCCGUCUCGGAGCUACACAUCUGAAGCGGGCGCCUGAUUUCUCUUUAUUUGACACGUGCUUUGACUUGUCAGGGCAGACUUCCGUUAAGGUACCGACGCUGGUGUUGCAUUUUAGAGGAGCUGACUUGUCACUGCCGGCGACCAACUAUUUGAUCCCGGUAGAUAGCAGCGGGACCUUUUGCUUUGCUUUCGCGGGUACAAUGAACGGGUUGUCCAUCAUUGGAAAUAUCCAGCAACAAGGUUUCCGGGUUGCAUAUGAUUUAGCGGGUUCUCGUGUCGGGUUUUCUCCCCGUGGAUGCGCCUAAAAAUGGCGGUGCUUUUAAUUUUUAUAUUAAGGGACAAAGCUCUAUCCCUAUCUCUAUAUUAUUUUCCUUGGAUAUUUUUGGGGGAGGGUAAGAAAGGAAGAAACAUAAUGUUUUCAUAGAUAAGAAUGUAAGGGAAAGAUGGUGACCAGGAAAGGCGGGUUGCUGGUUAGAAGUAGAGAAUGUCGUUCGGCGGGUUUUCGGUUUUCACGUGUUGUCCGUUGUACUUUUGAAACAAAAGAAAUGGCAUGUCCAAGAAAGUUAUAUAUAUUUUUAAUUUAAUAAAAAAAGAUUAAUGGAAUCACCCUUAAAAUAA
Molecule: messenger RNA, 1861 nt
Organism: Gossypium raimondii (Peruvian cotton)
Lineage: Eukaryota; Viridiplantae; Streptophyta; Magnoliopsida; Malvales; Malvaceae
Product: aspartyl protease family protein 2
Exons: 1
Coding region: 82-1548 (488 amino acids)
Biological process (GO): proteolysis
Molecular function (GO): aspartic-type endopeptidase activity
Source: RefSeq, a predicted model, not a curated record